Neurospora tetraspora is the source of this 1461-nucleotide messenger RNA. RefSeq lists its product as uncharacterized. The transcript has 3 exons. The coding region runs from base 1 to 1461 and encodes 486 amino acids. The record is from RefSeq and is a predicted model, not a curated record. Lineage: Eukaryota; Fungi; Ascomycota; Sordariomycetes; Sordariales; Sordariaceae.
AUGGAGUUCCUCGCCACCCUCAUCAACCGGGGUGUUUCCCACAUCGACGCCGCCACUAUCGACGCCAACGGCUCGGCGGGACACGGAGCACAUGGAUCUGGAGGACCGGCGGUCGGACCCAAGUACAGCCCAGACGGCUACUGCGGUCGCCGCCUCGCCGGGCUCGAAACAGGGCCGAUCCCCAAUCGAGGCCCCGAGACUUCCGCAGGGCUUUGGAUCCUUGUCUCCUUCUCGACUGCCUUCCUUGCUGCGAGGCUGUAUCUCAAGAUGUAUCGGCUGAAGGGGUUGUGGUGGGAUGAUUACAUUCUUGUUCUUGCUUGGCUCACACACACCCUCUCCGCCACCCUCGCCCAAGUCUCCAUCUCCCUCUUCGGCCUCGGCCACUACCCCUGCGACAUCCCCUCCCCCGCCACCUCCAUCCCGCUUCUGACGCUCGUCGGCGACCACUUCGGCGCCAUGUUCUCCAUGUUCGCCGUCGCGCUCUCCAAGACCUCCUGGGCCGUCACUUUACUCCGGCUUUUCCAGCGGGGCAGCAGCACCCCGUCGCGGAAUCAACGACAAUACGCAGUCUGGAUAGUCUGGUUCGUAAUCAUAACCAUCUGCCUCGUCAAGGGCGCACAGGGGGUAUUAGUUUGGAUACCCAAAUGCGGGUCGCCAGCUGCGUUAGGAAAAGAUGUAUGUGUGAUGAUCAAACCGCUGAACGGGUUCGCGACGUUUGCGGGGAGCAUGAGUGGGACGUAUGAUAUUUUGCUGGCGGUGGUGCCGUGGAAGACGAUUUGGGGCACUGGCUUGGGCAAGAGAGAGAAGUUGGGCGUGGCGACGACGAUGAGCGUGGGCGCGGUGAGUGGGGGGGCGGCGUUUGUGUUGGCGGUGAAGAUGAGGGGGAUUACGAGUGAGAAUUUUACUUGCGAGAUCAUAGUGUGGUCUACCGCCGAGACGAGCACGACCAUCAUGGCCGCUUGCAUUCCCGUCCACCGCGCCUUCUGCCGUCAACUUCGCAAGAAGCUGCUGGCGCAGUACCGCUUGCAUAGCAGCAAACAACACUCGACGCCGUCGACGGGGAAGAAUGGUGUCGGGGGUAGUACGACGUUGACCGGCGGCAGUACCACGUUGACCAGUGGGAACUUUCGUUCGGUUCUCGAUAAGCUUUCUCAGCGUCGUCGCAAGGGAAGCGAUGGGGAGGAUGAGCCGGGCUGCUUGUCGUUGCCUUCAGCUGGAGUGUGUCAUGCCCCCACUGAUGAUAAUGUGAGCGAUAGGGCCAUUUUGCCUGUUCAUGAUAGAAGUGGAAGUGAGGUGGCUACUUCAAGGAAUAGCGGAAAGAUUUUGAUGACGCAGGAGGUCAAGGUUGAGUAUCACCAUCAUGAUGAUACUUUGAACGGAAGGGAUGUCUUGGAUGAGAGGGAGCAGACGCAGCAGCAUUUGUAUGAGUUGAAGGAUAUGGGAAGGCGGGGAGAUACGUGA